Neodiprion fabricii is the source of this 2758-nucleotide messenger RNA. RefSeq lists its product as uncharacterized. The coding region runs from base 269 to 1753 and encodes 494 amino acids. NCBI's taxonomy places the organism in Eukaryota, Metazoa, Arthropoda, Insecta, Hymenoptera, Diprionidae. The transcript is spliced from 4 exons. The record is from RefSeq and is a predicted model, not a curated record.
UCAGACGCCGCUGCACUCCGUUGUCUCAAGUCUCGAGGCAGCUAUCGUAGCUGACGGCCGGCGUUGCAUCGCUGCCUGCGGACAUUCGUUGACUAUAUAAUUAAUUAUACGCUAACGAGCUUAAAGUUCAGUAACUCAAGGCGCAGCUUCGGCUUCGCGGAGCGCGGGGCGUAAGCGUUAUCGAUAAUAUAAUUACCGUGUUGUGUUGUGCAGUGACCGGUGUUUGACGUUUUCCGGGGCAGAAACGUUCGUUUUUCAAACACGGAAAAUGGCUGGCGAAGAUGCAGAGAUUUGUGGAUUUCUGGAUGCCAAACUGCCUGGCAACAGAGGAAUGACCCAAAGAGUAAGAAAACGUUCUCUAGCACCUUGGAAAGUCUGGAGACGUCAUUGGUGUUCGGUGAGAAAAUUGGGUCCGGGUCUUGGAAUAGAAGUUAGAUUAGACUGCGGUAUAAGUAGCGGCGGAGCUACGGUACCCAAGGAUCGUGAUAACGCGAUAAAAAUACCGACAGAUGCUAUUAUCUGUCGUACAGAAUCCAGGUCCAAACAGUUUGCAUUCGGUAUUUUUCCUCCGAGCGAAAGAAAACCUCUUCUAUAUCUGUGUGGGAAUUCUGAAACUGAAAGUCAACGCUGGAUGGCAAAUCUUAGGCAGGUACUUAAGCCCAGAAGACAUCGUUUCAUGGAAGGCAUGUUCCAUGUUUCAAUGGUCGAUAAUGCACAUUCAAGAGGUGCAGGUCUCACAGGGCUUCAUGGCGAUCUCGUAGCCAGUCGUUUGGGCGUUUUCGUCAAGGACGUCAAUUCCGGAGAAAUAAAAGAAAGCUUGGAAUGGAAAGAGUUGAGUCAAUUUCAUCUUCCAGCCGCAGGUCGACCAGAAGAUGUGAAACGAAUUUGUGUGAUUCACACAUCCAAAGAGUUUCGUGGAGGUGUUGGCGAAUUGCAUUUGUUCUGCUUUGAAGCCGUAAGAUUGCUCCAGGACUUUUUAACGCAGGGAAGAGGACCACGACACAAGCAUCUAAAUGAAAGGCCUUUAAGUCUUAGUGAAGGGGACUUAAGAAUUUCCAUUCACAAUGAUGCGGACUCUGGUACUUGUCCUGUAUUGAAAUCCAAAGUUGCAUCCAGUUUGAUAAGUGCUGGCUUGGGUUUGUUACUGUCGACAAGAUCUGGUAGCGAGGCAAAGUUAUUAGACGACAUAUCAGAGAACAAAAUUUUGGGAAACGUAUCCCGUUCAAAAAUAAACAUAUGUACCCGAGCUGUCGACAAUGUCUAUCAACCAGAACCAGCCAGUAUUCCAAACAUUGGAUCAAGUCUGGAAGAACUAGAAGAACCUUGCCCGAGAAGAGUUUCUAACAUCUCAGUUGCUUCGGGUAUCUAUGAAGAGAUUAUGGAUGAGAUUGAUCCAUCGAGGACUAUAAAAAUGCCAUUUAAUUUGUACGAAGACCCGGAGGAACUACUUUUUGGGCCUUGUGGCCCCAGACAACCCCCUCCACCUUUACCUCCGAGACAACGCUGUGGAUCUGGAUCCACCCGCAAUGGAAGCAUAAGUGACGAUGGUCUAGAUUCGGAAGGUGGAACGAGAUCAGCUACGCCUAGUACUCAAGAGGAUACCACACCAACACCAACGCCAGAGGAUAAAACAAAUACUAACCAUACAUCAAUUGAUAAUGCUGAGUAUGUUCCGAUGUCUCCACGCCUAAAAGAUAUCAUACAACAAGACCAAAAUCCUGCUCAGGAAGAUUUUUAUAUGAUAAUGCGCUGACGCUGCUGUUCAAAUAAGUAUCUUGAUAAAUAUUACGGUAGGUAAUAUUGCAGGUAACAAAUUAAAUACACUAGCACUAAUUCCGGGUGACCCUUUACUUGAAUGCGCGAUAAAUAAGUAAGCUCUUGACCUAAUAUAAAUGGCUGAUUUACAUGUAAAGAGCAGCUCAUAUCAUGAUAGUAACUGUGAAGUGAUAAUUAUAAUAAUAUUAAUAUAUUAUUUGAAAUAACAGAAGAUCCUGUUAUCUUUUCUACUCAAAUAUCAAUCUACUUGUAUAUUAUACAAUCAGCUGCACAAUAUGACAAUGCGUAACAAAUUUUAUUCUCGAUCUAAGGAUUUUGAUACGCAGAAUAAGCAUUAUAACGUGUUAAUGUUGAAUUUAAUAUUUUGUAGUCCUAACAACGACUUGUAUUGCUACUAGAUGUAUUUACGGUAAGGCUCAAUAGAACUCAGAUCUCUUCUGAUUAGAAUAUUCAUGACGAAUGUGGGUACGGCAAAUUGAUGAAUUAAUUGAUGGCGAAGAUCAAAUGCUAAACUCACAUUAUUGCGCCAGUCAACUAGCCUGCGGUACUGCGUAAGGAAAAAAAAGAAAUUUAUAUCAAGAGCGUUCAUGACGUUUCUAAUUUAGCAUAGAAGAUAAAUUAUACUCGGCUUUUGCUCAAAAACGUUUCUACAACUUUUUAAACUUUUUACAAAAUUUAUUUAGAGAAUUUUGAUACUCCAAAUAUUUAUCCAAUAUCUGUACAAAAUUACUGUGCUAAAGAGCAAUGAUAAUAAUAAAUGGAAAUUUUAAUCGCUUUUAUACAGUAAAUUUACAUGGCUAAAUGAUAGAGAUGUAUCUAAAACUUAAUGUUGAAAUUACUGCCUAUUGCCUUUCGCUAUGUGCCUCAAUAUGCAUUGUAUUAACUAAAGAAAAGCUUGUUAACGUUUGAAUUAUUGUUAUUGAGUUUGUUGCAGUACGCAAAAGAAUUUUGACUUCAUUGAGGUCAUAAUCUAAAAACUUUC